Messenger RNA from Beauveria bassiana ARSEF 2860, 2004 nucleotides. Its product is annotated as SPRY domain-containing protein. The transcript has 6 exons. The record is from RefSeq and is a predicted model, not a curated record. The coding region runs from base 1 to 2004 and encodes 667 amino acids. Gene Ontology annotation, cellular component: cytoplasm. Gene Ontology annotation, biological process: cytoskeleton organization; cell surface receptor signaling pathway. Lineage: Eukaryota; Fungi; Ascomycota; Sordariomycetes; Hypocreales; Cordycipitaceae. Gene Ontology annotation, molecular function: protein binding.
AUGCCUGACUCUGGUCAGCAUCGCUCAUCUGGUGCAGAUCCAGGCCUGACCCCAUCGAGGCGCCCAUCCUCGCAAGACCACGCCGCCGCCACCGCCGCCGACCCCGGACACUGGGCUUACAAUUUCUAUACUCACCCGGCCCGCGUCUCGAUACUUGACGGCAACGGUGAUCUGACCAUCGACCCGACCGCCUUUCUCUUGUGCUCCGCUGGGCAGCUGACUGCCACCAUGGACGAUUCGGCUCCCGCCAACAGCCUCAUGUGGCGCUCUAGCACCAGCCUGCCAUCUUUCUCUAGAGCCUUUGACCUGUUCACCAAUGGCGAUGCUGAUGACGCCUCCGACGACGGCGAAGACCAAUUCUUCAUUCCCUCGUACCUCCAGUCGUCGACGUACAUGCACAAGCUUCAAGAGGCACACAGAUCACGCACACACUCAAGGCGAGAGCAAAAAAGGAACGGCACCCUGUCCACUAGCAAUGGGUUUUCCUCCAACCUUCUGCCUACGGGCUCUCACCGCGGCCUCUCCCACAACGUUGUCGAGCGCGGUGUCUUGUCCGAGGACAAGGAUGGCCUCUCCCCGCUGCCCACGAGAUGGGACAAAGGCGACACGAGCGGUGGUCUUGACCUCCAUACCGAUGGGCUCGGCGUCAAGUAUGUGGAGAUUAAGGGCCAGCUUGAUCGCGACCACGAGGCCUGUGGUAUCCGAGCCGACCAUCACAUGCCGCUGCAAUGUGGCAUAUACUAUUUUGAAGUCCAGAUUCUGUCUGGCCGACGUGACGAUACCUUUAUUGCUAUUGGAUUCUCUACUAAGGCAGCAUCUACAGCGAGGCCUGUUGGCUGGGAGCCGGAAUCGUGGGGUUAUCAUGCCGACGAUGGCCGAUGCUUCUCUGGGCAGAACAUUGGGCGACCUUUCGGGCCAACCUUUACUGUUGGUGAUGUCAUCGGCUGCGGCGUCAAUUUCCGCGAUAGAACAUCAUUUUUUACCAAGAAUGGCGUCAAACUAGGCGUGGCUUUUCAGGAUAUCACGAAGAACAGACUGUACCCCUCCGUUAGCUUGAAAAAGACGGGCGAGCAUGUGCUAGUCAACUUUGGCCAGACGCCUUUUGUGUAUAAUAUAGACGACAUGAUGAGGGAACAACGAGAAAAUAUACAAAAGAACAUCGAGUCGACCGACACCUCGAAACUCGAGCCCGGCCUUGGCGAGACAGACUUUAUUCAGGCGCUGGUGAUGCAAUUUCUCCAACACGACGGCUAUGUUGAGACCGCGCGCGCAUUUGCCGAAGAUCUCAAGAUCCAAAAUGAAGCCUUGAGCUCUAAUACAGGGCCGAUGUCCAGCGUCAUAAAUAUUCGUGACGAUGAAGAUGCCAACAAUCGACAACGCAUCCGGAGAGCAAUCUUGGAAGGAGAUGUCGAUCGAGCUCUAAAAUAUACAAACGCAUACUACCCUCACGUUUUACGAGAGCACGAAACCGUGUACUUUAAGCUACGCUGCCGCAAGUUUAUCGAAAUGGUCCGUAAGGCGGCCCAGCUCAACAUGUUGGCAGAGGCUGCAGAGAACGGCAGCGCCCAGGAUAUGGACAUGGACGCUAACGGGGACGGCUACGAAUGGGAUGACGCGCCGGUAGCACAGAACGAGAGUGAGGUAUUAGACCUGGAGAGAGAUAUGCUAGAGUAUGGCCAAGCUCUGCAAGCAGAAUACGCCGAGGACUCGCGCAAGGAAGUCGGCAAGGCUUUGGACGAAAUCUGGUCGUUGAUCGCAUAUCGCAACCCACUGAAGGAACCUCAAGUCAGCCACUUGCUGACCCGCAAGGGCCGAGUGGUUGUGGCAGAAGAGCUCAACUCUGCCAUUCUAUCUUCCUUGGGUAAAUCGUCACGGGCGGCGCUAGAAAAGGUGUAUGCUCAGACGAGCGUGCUUCUGGAAGACUUGAGACAGGACGGCGGCGACGGCGCCUUUACGUCGGUCGGGGAUGUAAUAGGUGAGAUUCAGGCCGAGAACAGCGCUUAG